AUGGAGACCACAGCGUUUGGCAGUUUGCUUGUUCUCCUGAUGUUCAGCUCCGCUUGCUCCACGUGCCUCCCGUCCGACUUCACCCUCUAUGUGGAGAAGCCUGAAUGUAGCUUCUGCGUGGCCAUCAACACCACGAUUUGCAUGGGCUAUUGCCGCACAAUGGACCAAAAGCAAAUAAAAAACACCAAGAAACUUCGAAACUUCUUAACUCUAAGCGCAACAUAUUGA
Molecule: messenger RNA, 228 nt
Organism: Knipowitschia caucasica
Lineage: Eukaryota; Metazoa; Chordata; Actinopteri; Gobiiformes; Gobiidae
Source: the annotation of a GenBank genome assembly